Malus domestica (apple) is the source of this 549-nucleotide messenger RNA. The record is from RefSeq and is a predicted model, not a curated record. NCBI's taxonomy places the organism in Eukaryota, Viridiplantae, Streptophyta, Magnoliopsida, Rosales, Rosaceae.
AUGGGCAACUUCUACUUAACUGGUCGGGAUCCCCUGUUUUACGCCCACCAUUGUAACGUGGACCGGAUGUGGAACAUUUGGAAAACCCUCGGGGGCAAGCGUAAGGACCCAACCGACACCGAUUGGCUCGACGCUGAGUUUCUUUUCUACGACAAAAACGCGGAGAUUCCAACCGCUUGUAAGCCGAAGACCAAGACCAAAGCCAAGGUGGCGGCUACUGAGCUGACAACCAAGUUCCCAGCAACGUUUGACUCAAAGACGACGGUGGAGGUAGCGAGGCCAAAGCUGAAGAAGAGGACCAAGAAGGAGAAGAGCAACGAGGAGGAGGUGCUGAUCAUCAAGGACAUCGAGUUUGAGAGCAACGAGGCGGUGAAGUUCAAUGUGUUUAUUAAUGACGAUGCUGAUUCGCUGAGUCGGAAGGACAAGUCUGAGUUUGUCGGGAGUUUUGUGCACGUGCCGCAUAGCCAGAAGACUGGCCUAAAAACAAGUCAAGUCAUUUCGUUUAUUUGUGAAAAAACGAAUUGUGAUUCUUUAUUUGUUGUUUACUAA